GCCCCCCGAAAAGGAAGAUGGGGACGGCCUGUUCCCCCCUCGCUUCUCCCCACCUCCUCCGCCUCCUCCACGCUCCCCGGCACAGGCGCGCCCUGCUCGCACCGCGCAUGCACGUACCCCCGCCCCCGGCGCGCGCGCGCGCACUGAGUGCUCGUGCAGGAGGCGGCGGUGACGGCCGGAGAGACGCGCGCAGACCCCCCCCCAGCCCCCCUCCCCAAAUUCCCCCCCUCCUCCCUCCCCCCCCCCCGGCCCCGGCCCCGGCCCGCUCGGCGGCAGCAGCAGCCCUCCGCGUCCCCCGGGGAGUGCGGUACCGCGCGCGCGCGGGCGGGCGGCAGGCUGAAGGUGGUCCAUUGUGAGUGUUAGUCAUCUGUCAAAUAUUUGAUAGUCAUUUAUUCAGAAAAUUUCCUGCAUUGUUCAUGGAGUUUUUCAUCAGUAUGUCUGAAACCAUUAAAUAUAAUGACGAUGAUCACAAAACUGUGUUUCUGAAAACAUUAAAUGAACAACGUUUGGAAGGAGAAUUCUGUGACAUAGCUAUUGUGGUUGAGGAUGUUAAAUUCCGAGCACAUCGGUGUGUACUUGCUGCCUGCAGUACCUACUUCAAAAAGCUUUUCAAAAAACUAGAAGUUGAUAGUUCAUCAGUAAUAGAAAUAGAUUUUCUUCGUUCUGAUAUUUUUGAGGAAGUUCUCAAUUACAUGUAUACUGCAAAGAUUUCUGUUAAGAAAGAGGAUGUAAAUUUGAUGAUGUCUUCAGGCCAGAUUCUUGGUAUUCGUUUUUUAGAUAAACUCUGCUCUCAGAAACGUGAUGUAUCUAGUCCUGAAGAAAACACGCAGUCCAAGAGCAAGUACUGUCUAAAAAUAAACCGUCCUAUUGGGGAAGCUAAUGAUACCCAAGAUGAUGAGGUGGAAGAAAUUGGAGAUCACGACGAUAGUCCAUCAGAUGUGACAGUGGAAGGAACUCCCCCCAGUCAGGAGGAUGGAAAAUCACCUACCACUACCCUGAGAGUUCAAGAAGCGAUUUUGAAAGAGUUGGGGAGUGAAGAGGUUCGAAAAGUAAACUGUUAUGGCCAGGAAGUAGAGCCUAUGGAAACAACUGAAUCAAAAGACUUAGGAUCUCAAACUCCACAAGCAUUGGCAUUUAAUGAUGGCAUAAGCGAAGUGAAAGAUGAACAGACGCCAGGCUGGACAACAGGAGCUGGGGACAUGAAGUUUGAAUAUUUGCUUUAUGGUCACAGGGAACAUAUUGUAUGUCAGGCUUGUGGCAAGACAUUUUCUGAUGAAGCACGACUGAGAAAACAUGAAAAGCUACACACUGCUGAUAGACCAUUUGUUUGUGAAAUGUGUACAAAGGGCUUUACCACACAAGCUCAUUUGAAAGAGCAUCUGAAAAUACACACUGGUUACAAGCCUUACAGUUGUGAGGUAUGUGGAAAGUCUUUUAUUCGUGCACCAGAUCUAAAAAAGCAUGAAAGAGUUCACAGUAAUGAGAGGCCAUUUGCAUGCCAUAUGUGUGAUAAAGCUUUCAAGCACAAGUCCCACCUCAAAGACCAUGAAAGAAGACACCGAGGAGAGAAGCCUUUUGUCUGCAGUUCCUGCACUAAAGCAUUUGCUAAGGCAUCUGAUCUAAAAAGGCAUGAGAACAAUAUGCACAGUGAAAGGAAACAAGUUACUACAGCCAAUGCCAUCCAGAGUGAAACAGAACAAUUACAGGCAGCAGCUAUGGCUGCUGAAGCAGAGCAGCAAUUAGAAACUAUAGCUUGCAGUUAGAAACAAAAGCAGCAACUUUAUCAGAAAUAAUAUAAGAAAUUAAAUUGAUCAAAAUCUAUUGUUGGUAUAUGUUUAGACUGAUAAUUAUCUUUUCAAGAAAACAUAUUUUUAGAGGAUUUGAAUGCUGCAUAGGAACACACAGCAUUGCUUGGUUAGGUAUUUUAAAAUAAUUCAGAGAUGCGUAUUCUUAGAAUAUAAAAUAGUUUUGUUGUCAUUAGAGCUAUAAUGCACUAAUACAUGAUUUAAUUUAAGAAUAUGAUCAAGUUCUCUGUAAAACAGAGGGAUCGUCACUGGCUGAUGUUUUAUUUCAUCUAGUAUGGAAUACUACGUACAUUGUAGACAUCAAAAUCAGUGAGUUGUGUUUAAAAAUGCUGAGAUCUCAAAAUAACAAACAUGGAAAUGAAAUACUUAUUUUUCAUAAUUUUGAAGGUAUUGUACCUACAAUUUAUGAAACACAGCUGUUGAUUUCCUAGGAUUUCCUAGGAUUUCCUUUUACUUCCUCCUUUUUUUCACCUACUGUAGGUGCUAGAUAUUGGUACAGCAAAGCGUAAUGGGGAGGGUGAUCAAAUCAAAUUGCUUCUUAUUCCACUCCCUCAAAUAUCCUUUUGUUUUAAUCAAGCUGGGAAGUUUACUGAAGUAGUAAAUGCUUGCUUUCCUGAAAAAACCUGCAUUAUUCACAUUCACAGUAGUCCAGGCUGGCAAAACAGAAAGGUCAUUGCAUUCACCUAUCCCUUCUAUGGGGAAAAGAAUCUGCCCCUUUUGUUUCUGUGUUUGCUUUAGAAAUCUUAAUGCAGUCCCCAGGAGAUGGGGCAGAGCGACAAAGCAAAAAGGGUGCAGCAUGAAGAAGGACAUAUUUUCCUUGCUGAGACCCAGCUGAAAUUAGUUAAAGCUAAUACAGCCUGAGGUUGUAGUUUUUAUUACGCAGCUUUCAAGUUUUCCCUUCACCUAAGCUAGCACAAACCCAGGCGAAGGAGUGUUUCUGGCAGCACAGCAGAAUUAGCUGCACUGUCAAGUGUUUGGAAUUCCCUGCCAGACCUCCCAAGUUCCGGUGUAAAGCCACAGGCUGUCAGAUACCUGCCAGCCAUUUGGGCUUUAUAUCUUGGAUGGUCAUUCUAGCCAGUAGGUCCUGUUUAAGUCUAAAAAUUUCUGCCUUCUGACGUGCUACCUCUUGGCGAGAGGAAGAUUUUGGUGAGUGAUUUCAGGCGUCAUUGAUGCAGAAUCAGUGUUCCUUAAUAGUCUGUUACUUAGAGUUGCCUAUUUUUGUUAGACAACCUUGGGUAGAUGCUGUUAAUUCAAUUCUCACAGCAUCAGCAAAAUCCAUAGUCUUUGGAUUGCACUGUGCUAUGCGUUGUCAACAAGAGAAGACAGAGCAACAGUGAUAGAGUGAUCCAAAGGGAUAUCAAGCCUUUAUUUUAAAUGUGUAAAUACUACAACUGUUGUCAACACUUCACUGGAAGUUGGAAUGGGCAAAAAUGCACUCUUGUGCACAUGGUUGGAAUAUGUUGGUCACUUGAGAUACCUAUAGUAUAUGAAAGUCUUGACCAGUUAAUGAUAAGUUACUAUGUGGUAGGUGACCUCUUGCAUUUCUAAAUAGAAAUUGAUAAUAGCAUUUUUAGAACUAUUAGAUGAAACUUUACUCUGAUUAUUGAUUUUUUUACAGCUUCGUUUUAUUCAUGUACUCAUCAGGUUAAGCAAUUAUAUUAAAAUGCCAAUAAUUGUUUGAAAGCUGGUCUGUAAAUAAAACAUGAAUUUAAUAUUUUAGAAAUGUAAACUUUGGACCUUUACGAAUAUAUUUUUUUAAAAUGUUGCUUCAUUUUGCAUUCAGUAAUAUUAGUUUGUAAACAAACUAUACGUUUUGUAUCUGUGCAGCAUCAGAGGAUGUGUAUUCAUGGCAUUUUAUUGGUUCUCUUGAGGAACAUGAUAAAUGAUCAUUGUUGAAAUGUUUUACUGUAUAUAAUCAUAGAUAAAGAUGGUAGGUCCAAAAUGGGAUCUACUUUUUUUUUCUUUCUAAGUAUAUUAGUCUUGCUAUGUUUUCUUGUCUAAAAUGUUGUUCACUGUUUCUUAGAUGAAAUAAUUGGGAUUGUUAAGACUAGACAAAACAAGUCUGUUGUGAUAAGACUUCGAAAGUGUAAAAGAUAGCCAUAAAGAGGAAGAAAAUCAUUUUUUUUUCUGUAGAUCUCCCAUGAGGAGUGUAAAAAGUAAUGAGCUUAAAUUACAACAGUGAAGAUUUACAUUAGAAAAGACUUUCUAAUGGAUAGAAUAUUGAAAUAUUAGAACAGAGUGCCUUGGGAGGUGCUGCAAUUUGCAUUAGUGGUGAUCCUCAAGAACAGGUUAGACAAACAUCCGUCAGGCGUGGUUUAAAUAUAGUUAAUUCCACCUUGAAGCAGAGGGAUAAGCUAAGAAACCUCUCAAGGUCCUCUUUAAUUUUGGCUUUCUGGAAUGUUUUGAAAGUAAUAAAUGAACAUAUGUCUCACUGGGGCAGCAGACACUUCAAUGGAAAGACUGAGCUGAAGGCAUACGCUUCAGGAAAAUUGCAGUCUUGACAUUUGUGCACAAAUAACCAGGUUGUGAAUUUGAAACUCUUGUAGAAAAACAGGCUUGUGUUAAAAGGCAGACAACUGAAAGUGUGAUAACUGCUCUUCAGCUAUCAAGGGCUGUGUGAUAUUUGUAGCUCUUUAAAAUUGGACAGUUUGGUAUUGUACAUACUCUAAUAUUAACGUGUGCAGAGGCAGAAUCAAAUGUUACUGUUGCAUGUGCCUUGGACAUGAACACCUCACACAAGGCUUGGUCUUAACAGUCUCUGUCACAGGAAUAAAUUAAGUGAAAACAAUGGGAUUGUUCCCAUGACAUAGGCUUCAGAAGGGGCUUAAGCCUCUUGCUACUUUUUAGCUACCUGGGAUUCAUAAGACUACUCUAUUUUCCCAAGGCUGCCAAUGAUGGUAUUGAUCAGGAAAGCAAAAACUUGGUAACAAAUUUUGUGAUUUUGAGAAUUUAUUGGAAAUUUCUACUACCAUUGCUUCAAGGAUUUGAAGCUACUUUUUUUUUUUUUGAAAGCCAAUGGAUAAUUUUUUGUUCACUUCCCAAAUAUUUUUAUUCAAGAAAGUGAUAAGACCUAGAAUAAGCUUAAGCUUAAAGUUCCAGAAGAGAUUUUAGAAAGGAACUGUGGAGGUUACCACAGCUGUACGCUAUAGUUAGCAUAUUUAAACUGAUACUGUUGUAUGUAUACAUUCUGAAAGGAUGGUAGUUUCUGUGUUAUGGGGGUCUGACUCCAAAGUUCAAACUGGCUGCAUCUUCAGAUAUUACUGAUCCCAGCUUCUGCCCUGUCUGUGCCAAAAGACAUUAUGUACAGAAGCAAAUGUAUAUGAGCUCCAAGCCACUGCAGCACUGGCUGAGGAACAGGCACAUUUUUUCUUCAGUUGUUACAAACGUGGCAACUUCUUUCAGAGCUCAUGAGAUAGUGGAUGAAACCCUGUCUGAUUAGUGCGAAUUUUGCCAUUGACUUCAUUUGGGGCCAGACUACCCCAGUAUCCUUAAUAAGGUUUGCAAACAAGAGGCAAAUUAGCUAACUAAUGUGCAUGCAAGAGUGUCAGAAUGAUAUAGAAACAUAAAUGGCUAAAACAACAUUUAAUAGGAAUUAAUUGUUUUUACAAAAUUGACAAGCAAAAACAUCAUGCAUGAGAUUAGGCCUAAACAUACACUUCUCCAUCUGUUGUUUUUGGAAUCAGAGUCAGUUACGUCCUUAGUAUACAAAGGAUAGCAAAAAAUCAGCUACUCUUUUGGGCUUGUACUGAAAAUGUGUCCAUGUUAUGAUGCUGAAUGAAUGAGUGGCUUCAAUGGAACUCUCCCAUGUAUUGGAAUCAAAUAUAUGAUUAUUUGUUUGCAUGGUCAGGGUUUUUAUGUAUAUAAUGCAGCAACAUGUCAGCUGAUGUAAAAUGAGGUGGUUCUGGUGACCUGAAUGGGUCUAUAUGGCUAACACCAGUUGAGAUGCUAAGCGAAAGUCUUCUCAACUUAAAAAAAAAAAAAAAAAGAAAAGAAAAAAAGUCUAAAUAUUGAGGAAAAAUAAUCAUUUCAUUAAAAGGCUUUGUGAUUUAAAAGGCUAAAUUACUCAGAUGAAGAGCAAUAUUUGAAACAAGAACUUUGCUAUUCUAUGAUCAUAACUGUGCUCUUAAAAACUGUUGCUUCCUAAAGAGAAAAGGAGACAAAAGAACACAUUUUGCACUCUGGUAUUUGAAUCACUUCUGAUCCAAAUUGUUAGCCAUGGUUAUAUUGCUGGUUAUUUGACACAACUAAGUUUGAAAAAUACACAUUAGCCGUGACAGAAGAAUAUCUUCCAGCCCUUCUCUACCUCCCUCACAUUCCAAAAAACACUUACCCUUCUUAUCAAUACUUAAACAUUAGAAAAUGAAGCAAUUCACAUUUAAGUACUUAUGUUUUCAUUUUCUAUAUUAAUCUUUGAAAAAGAUUUAGGCCAAGGUGAGUUCUAAAGGUUGUUUGUAAUGUGUGAAAGAGAAUUUCUCAUGUUGUUUUCAGCGGCAAAGUUUUAAAGAGUUUACAUUUUAUGUGUUCGUACAAGCUAGAGAAUUCUAAAUACUGUUCAAAAUCUUGCCAUUUAUUUAGGUAUCGAACCUGGAGUUCUUUUGAAGAUCUGGCCCUGAUUUUCUAGUCUAGAGACUACUUUAGGGAUGCCUUAAUUCAUGAUGCCAGUAUGGAUAUUUAAAUUAACAGAGAUGGGUAAAAUGCAGAAUGUAAUACCAGAUGAUAUCAGAAAGUUUACCCUAAGCUUAAAGUGUAUUUUUAAGGGCUGAUUAUCUACUCUUAUGUCUUCUAUCAAUUUAGACACCCCUCUGUCUUACAGAAGGUGUGCAUUUCUGAAUGAAAAUAUGUCUAGCUCUAAUAAUAUAUGACUUCUUUGAAAACGCACAUGUACGUAUCACUACAGAAUAGGAUAAUUUCACAUGGAAGAUCUAAGGAAUUUUCAUCUCUUUCAGUUCAUAGAUUGCAGCAGUAUGCCCAGUGAGCCAGAAAUGUAUGUUUCAUUAAAAAUUCCAUUACAGCAGUUGGUCUGUCAUUUGUCUUCACACAGAUCUAAAACAAUUAAAAUAUGCUUAUUCAUUUCAGAAUGGAUAGAGGAUUUCUAUGAAUAGAUUUUGUUAAAUGUGUGUCGUAAGAGUCAGGACAUGUGUUUUCAGGAAUGGUUUUUAAAUGUAGUAUAAGAAAUCUGAAAUAAUGUGACAGCUGAAAAUAGUGAUUUAUAUUAUAUUAGCAUAUGUUUUCAAAUGUAUUUCUCUCCACUGUCCUUUUCUAUUUUUUUGUCUGUAGACGCUACUCCUUUAUACAAUUAUACAACUCUGAAACUUUAUGAACUUCUGCAGUUCCAAUGCAUUGUAUGGACUAGCUAUCAUGUUAAGAGUUCUUUAAAAUAGAUGUAGACUCUUGAAGUCUUACUUAUUUUUAAUAAUCUGUAACUAAGCAUCUAGUUUUAUACAGAUAAGCUUGAAAAAUAUGUAGACCAUGUGAAUAAAGUUGUUCCAAGUCUGGA
Molecule: messenger RNA, 7302 nt
Organism: Dromaius novaehollandiae (emu)
Lineage: Eukaryota; Metazoa; Chordata; Aves; Casuariiformes; Dromaiidae
Gene: ZBTB14
Product: zinc finger and BTB domain containing 14
Exons: 3
Coding region: 417-1763 (448 amino acids)
Biological process (GO): regulation of transcription by RNA polymerase II
Cellular component (GO): nucleus
Molecular function (GO): DNA-binding transcription factor activity, RNA polymerase II-specific; protein binding
Source: RefSeq, a predicted model, not a curated record